This is a messenger RNA of Megalops cyprinoides (Indo-Pacific tarpon), 2133 nucleotides long. RefSeq names its product Rho GTPase activating protein 1 (gene arhgap1). NCBI's taxonomy places the organism in Eukaryota, Metazoa, Chordata, Actinopteri, Elopiformes, Megalopidae. The record is from RefSeq and is a predicted model, not a curated record. The coding region runs from base 212 to 1504 and encodes 430 amino acids. Gene Ontology annotation, biological process: negative regulation of endocytic recycling; small GTPase-mediated signal transduction. The transcript has 13 exons. Gene Ontology annotation, molecular function: GTPase activator activity. Gene Ontology annotation, cellular component: cytoplasm.
AUGUACAGCCUCUACGAUGGCAGAGAAGGAGCUUUCAACUUAAAGCGCAGCAAGCGGAAUAUCUAUUGUUUAGAAUAUCUUUGGUGUUUGCUGUAGGUAGAGGCUGGGCUGCAGAGCUGUUCGACCUCAGGAAUAAUCUCGUUGAGAAGGAGCCACCUGUGCACGUGAUAAACCCUUAUCGAGUACGGCUGCAGAGAAGCCUUCAGGCAGAAUGGAUUCAGACCUACUGGUUGAUAUCCAAGAUGAAUCCACUAGCAGUCUGGACCAGCUCAAGCUGUCCCCAAUGGAAGACAAGCAGUGGUCUCAAGAUGACAUGGCGAGUCUAAGCAAGUCUGAAACGGACAUUAGCAAGAAAUUAGAAGAUACAUCGCACCUGAGCGGGGAUGACGCGUAUGAUGACAUCGCCAGGCAUCAGAUUUUGGAGGUGGCAGGUGACGAUAACUUCGGCAGGAAGGUCAUCGUGUUUAGCGCAUGUCGGAUGCCCCCUCACCAUCAGCUGGACCACCACAGGCUGCUCAUGUAUCUGAAGCACACAUUGGACCAGUAUGUUGAGAGUGACUACACCCUCAUCUACUUCCACCAUGGCCUCACCAGCGAGAACAAGCCUUCACUGAGCUGGCUCAGAAAUGCCUACAGAGAGUUUGACAGGAAGUACAAGAAGAACAUCAAGGCUUUGUAUAUUGUACACCCCACUAUGUUCAUCAGGACACUACUCAUACUCUUCAAGCCAAUUAUCAGUUUUAAGUUUGGAAGGAAGAUUAACUAUGUUAACUAUCUGAGUGAGUUGGAGGAUGUUGUCAAGUGUGAGCAGCUGGUGAUACCAACCCGAGUUCGAGACUAUGAUGAGAAGAUCAAAGCCUCCUUGAAGCCAUCAGCUCAGCGGCCCAUGUCGCCCCCCCCCAGCCCGCCUCUGCCCCACCAGCAGUUUGGAGUCUCCCUGUCCCUAUUAAAAGAAAGAAGUUCAGAUAAGGAGGGAAUCCCACUGGUGAUGCGUGAGACGGUCAGCUUCUUAACAGAACAGGGUCUGCAGACAGAAGGCAUAUUCAGAAGGUCAGCCAACGUGACCCUUGUCAGGAAUAUUCAGCACAAAUACAACUCAGGGGAGGCAGUACAUUUCUCUCAGCUGGAGGACAUCCAUCUUGCUGCCGUCAUACUCAAGACAUUCCUGAGGGAACUGCCAGAGCCCCUCCUCACAUACCAGCUCUACAAUGACAUUGUCAACUUCCAUAAUGUUGAUAGCAGCUCCCAGGUCAGCACAAUCCGUAGCAUGUUACAGAGGCUCCCUGAGGAAAACUACGUCUCGUUGAAGUUCCUCAUCCAGUUCUUGGUACAGGUGUCUGCACAGUGUGAGGUGAACAAAAUGAACAACACCAAUCUGGCGGUGGUGUUUGGACCCAACCUGCUGUGGGGCCGGGAUGCUGCCAUGACGCUGAGUGCCAUCGGACCAAUCAACAACUUCACUAGAGCCCUGCUGGACCUGCACAGCGAGAUCUUUAACCCGUAAUCAUCCUGAGACCUGUAAAUGUUUGGAAAAAUUUCACACUUCCCUCUUGGACACCCACUGAGCCCCAAAGCACCCCCCUCCCCCCGCCCUCAACCAGCACUACCGUGUGUGUUAUCCUUUGCACUCUUCAGUGUGUUAACCUGUGGUGUGUCCUAACUGUAAGCCAGCUCAAGCAAAGGAAAAAAGGCAGAGUUGGGUAUCAGUUUGACUGAUCCCAGAAGGAGACAACAGAGGAGGAUGAAAGUGUGAAACAUAAAGCAGGAAGCUGGCUUUCUGCUCUUAGCUUGGGCCCUAUGAAACCAAUCCAGGUGAAGGCUGAAGCUGUAAUGGUACAUCUAAUGGUUUCGGUACAGAUAAAAUCAAAGUAAUCAAAACUGGCCAUCCUUAGGCUCUGCAGUUAGAAUCAUAAAGCAUUAAGACCAAUCAUGAUACAGCUUUAUUGAAUUACCACAAUGGUACAGUUUUUCCAUAGCCAUUCAUUUACACUCAAGUGCUAUACAUGAUAUAAGAGUAAUUUGUCAGGAUAACAGUUGCAUAUUGCAAAUAGUGAUACUUCAGAUUUAAUUAGGAGGCAAGAUGCUUUGGUGAAAGACAUGAUCUUUUGAGACAAAUUUUAAAUAUGUCAGUCU